Molecule: messenger RNA, 2203 nt
Organism: Xyrauchen texanus (razorback sucker)
Lineage: Eukaryota; Metazoa; Chordata; Actinopteri; Cypriniformes; Catostomidae
Product: glucose-dependent insulinotropic receptor-like
Exons: 1
Coding region: 732-1874 (380 amino acids)
Biological process (GO): G protein-coupled receptor signaling pathway
Cellular component (GO): membrane
Molecular function (GO): phosphatidylcholine binding; G protein-coupled receptor activity
Source: RefSeq, a predicted model, not a curated record
CUGGACUGCAGUGAUAAUUUUAUUGGGUAUAUUGCGGCCAUCAAAAUGGAUUACCCAUUUUCUGGUGAAAGUGAGCUUUAUCUACAUUCAUACAUACAUAUCUAACCAUCCCAACUGGCACAAAGAUGUACCGAGAGAGGCUUAACUUAAUUAUCCCACUUGGAAUCAAUUUCCUAAUUCAGAAUAUUUUUUCUGCUGAAUUUAUUGGACUUUUCCAGGAUGAUGAGAAUGGACUUUCCCAGGAUUUUCAUUAAAGGAACUCAUCUGCUUCACAUCACUAUUUCAGGCAAGGGACACUUUUAAACACUCAAACAUCUGGAAACUGAAGUAUUCAAUCCUUUUUGACAAUCAGGAUGAAGAUCAAUAGAUGAGCAUUUUCUUAUUCAGUACAUUUAUGCUUUAAAUUUAUAAUCAAAAUCUUUGGAUAACCACAUCUUUCAGAAGGAAGUAGGCUCUUGAGAAACACUGAUGUGAUUUGGAUGAAGGCCAAAGAGAACAAGGAUCAGACAAUUAAAAACAUGGGAGAAAAGGAGGAAAUACAUUUUAUUCCACCCUGUGGGAGCAAAGACAAAUCUAGAGUUUGUCAUCCAUUUCCUCCUUUUUAAAUCAACAGUAUCUGUCUGUUGGAGCUUGAGGUCCUCUUAACUUGAACUUGAAAAUAAAUUGAGACUUAAGGAGUGUGUAACUUUUGUGUGUAACCCAUUCACCCAGGAAAAGUAACGUUUGAUGCAAUGAUGAUAAUUUUCAACGCAACUCCUGAGACUUCCUCACGAAAAAUGAGGGAGCACUACAGCAUGACAUCGGCUAAUCCAGUACUUACAACCCCCGCAAUAAUAGAAAGCAUAGUUACAACCAUGGGCUAUAUUCUUAGUGCAGGAUCUAUUUCAAUAAUCUCCACCAAUCUUCUAGUAGCCAUUGCUCUGGUCCUGCUCAUCCGCAAGAAGGGCUACCACAGUUGGUGCUUCGCCUUAAGCCUUUCUAUUGCAGACAUUCUAGUGGGUGUAGCAAUCACUGGCAUUGCCACUGAUGCUCUUGAAGGACGGACGGCCUCUAUGCAAAAGGACAUUUGUUUGUUGCGCAUGGCCUUUGUCAUAGCCCCAACUGCUGCCUCCAUCCUCACCAUGUUCUUCAUCUCGAUGGACCGCUAUGUUGCCAUUAAAUUUCCUUUGCGGUAUUCGCAACUAAUGAGCAAGAAGAUGGUUGCUGGAGGUCUGGUUCUGCUCUGGCUAAUGUCUGUAACUGUGGGUUUUUUGCCCUGCAUAGUGGAGCCAAUGCAGCAGAAACAUUAUAAGAAUGUUUGUUCGUUCUUCUCUGUCAUAGAGCCUCAUAGCAUCAUUGUAGUCUUCUGUGCUUUUUUCUUCCCCCUACUUUCUGUCUUUAUUUAUUUCUAUAUGGACAUCCUCAAAAUUGCCUGUGGCCACCAGAAGCGCAUUCAGCAAAUGGGUUCACUCUUUCUGCCGCCCGGACGUUACUGGGGUCACGUAAAAGCCCUGCGUACUGUUGCUGUUCUGGUUGGUUGCUUCACACUCUGCUGGUGCCCUUUCUUUGUGGUCAGUAUUGUGCAGGUGUUGUGUCCCACCUGUAAACUUUAUCACUUCUUGGAGAACCAUCUCUGGUUGCUGGGAAUCACAAACUCACUUAUCAAUCCUCUUGUUUAUGCCUGCUGGCAGAGGGAAGCAAGGUAUCAGAUCUGUGAGGUCUUUGCUCAUAUUAAAGACAGGUUGUGUUGUAUGACACACUCUAAGACAGCUGACAGAUGCCACACAGACCAAAUAACUGUUGGUCAGGCUGUAAGACUUCACGACAGGACACUGCCUGUCCAUUUAACUUGCAGUGAAUCUGUCACAAUUCCUGAUCAACAUACUGUAGACUGAGAAUGUCAGUUUAGGACACUGUCAAAGAUCUUCAAUAUCAGCAAUCAAAUGGCAAAUGUUCCUUAAUGGAUGUGAAGUGCAGAGUAUCUGAUCUUCUGCACAUUAAACAGAGCAGAUGUCUAUAUUUGCUUUUUGUUUCCCCUUGCACUUAACACAUGGCAUUCAAAAUAACCAGAGCACUUAGUUCUUAUCCAGUUUCCACUCGUUUGAUAUUAUCCAUUGUACAAUAAGAGACUGUAUUAGAUACAGGCUAUAUACAACAAUGUUUGAAUGUUUUUUUUCAUCCAUUAACACUUAUGAAUUUGUAACCAAUGAAGCUGUGUAUAACA